Solanum verrucosum is the source of this 1167-nucleotide messenger RNA. Its product is annotated as short-chain dehydrogenase/reductase 2b-like. Bases 29 to 880 code for a protein of 283 amino acids. The record is from RefSeq and is a predicted model, not a curated record. Gene Ontology annotation, molecular function: oxidoreductase activity. Lineage: Eukaryota; Viridiplantae; Streptophyta; Magnoliopsida; Solanales; Solanaceae. The transcript is spliced from 4 exons. Gene Ontology annotation, cellular component: membrane.
AAAAAGUUAGAAACUUUGGAUUUAAGUGAUGGGAGAUGUUUGUAGGUAUGCAGUUGUUACAGGAGCAAACAAGGGAAUUGGCUUCGAGACUGUCAAGCAGCUUGCAAAAACAGGUGUAACGGUUGUCUUAACAGCCAGAAAUGAAAAGAGGGGAAUGGAAGCAACAUCCUUGCUGAAUGAACAAGGACUUUCAAAUGUUGUGUUUCAUCAGCUUGAUGUUCAAGAUGCUCGGAGCAUUGAGUCCUUAGCGAAGUUCAUACAAACACAAUAUGGGAGGCUUGAUAUUCUGGUAAAUAAUGCUGGAGCUUCUGGAGUUGUAGUUGAUGAAGAUGUUCUAAGGGCCUUGAAUGUAGAUCCUGAAGACUGGUUAGCAGGGAAAGCUAUCAAUGUCAUUCAAGUUGCGAUGAAAACAACUUAUGGGAGUGCCAAAUUAUGCUUGGACACUAAUUACUAUGGUUUUUGCACGGAUUGCCCCUAUUUCGGGGUGAUCGUUCUAAUGCAGCGAGUACCAAACGAGGAGAGGAGAAAGGAGCUAGGAGAUGUUGAAAACCUCACAGAAGAUAAAAUCGACAAGAUUCUGCAGAAUUUUUUGCAUGAUCUGAAACAAGAUGCUCUCGAGGUGAACGGUUGGCAGAUGAUGCUACCAGCAUAUAGCAUAUCAAAAGUCUCACUCAAUGCUUACACUCGAAUUCUUGCCAGAAAGUACCCGAAAAUGUGUAUCAAUUGUGUCCAUCCUGGAUACGUCAACACGGAUAUAAACUGGCAUACAGGAACAAUGCCUGUCGAAGAAGGAGCUGAAGGAUCUGUCAUGCUAGCUCUUUUGCCUGAUGAAGGACCUACUGGUUGCUACUUUGAUCGUACAGUAGUUGACGAGUUUUAGAUAUAACAAUAACUAUGCCUCAGUCCCAAACAAGUUGGGGUCAGUCACGACGUUUUAGAUAUAACAAUAACUACGCCUCAGUCCCAAACAAGUUGGGGUCAGUUGCGAUGUUUUAGAUCAAGUAGUGAAAUAAGACUAUUUCUUUCAGUGUCUCUUGGCAUUAGGUUGAAUUUCUGAGCUUGGUUGGUGUUCUAUUGGUUGAUUUAGUAAUUGAAACAAUGAGGGAAGCAAAGGAUAAUAUAAUCUAGUAAUGUGUUGUAUUGUAUCAUACUGUAAUGUUUUAAUGA